This is a messenger RNA of Stylophora pistillata, 3929 nucleotides long. Its product is annotated as protein argonaute-2. Gene Ontology annotation, molecular function: protein binding; RNA binding. NCBI's taxonomy places the organism in Eukaryota, Metazoa, Cnidaria, Anthozoa, Scleractinia, Pocilloporidae. The record is from RefSeq and is a predicted model, not a curated record.
ACUUCAAUUUCGCACUAGAAACAAAGUAUUUUGAGGGUUUGUCGAAAGAAAACUAUUGCAACCAGUGUUUCAAUUUAAAAAAUUAGGCUAUUUUAUCGCGGUAACUGAUAUUUAGCUUUGAAAGUGUAAAAUUUAUCUUAAGAAGUGACGUUUACCUUGUUGCUUUCCAAGAAGCGACGGACGUCGUUUGAUUGAUCUUUGUGGAAUUACGUCAUGGCUAUUCCCCCUGAAGAAGCGCAACGUAAGCAUUUUAGUUGUAGUUUAUUUAUGCCUUAGACCUAUAGAGUGAAAGGAGGUUGACUUAAAAACAUUUUAUUGCGAAUGUUCGAUUGUAGUGCUAUCUAAUACGUUACGAGUAAUUCAGCAUGUCUUCCCAAGGACAAGGGAAAAAUAAACGUAAAGGGAGAGGACGUGGAAAUGCAGGACGAGGACGAGGAAGAGGUCACGAUUUACCACCUACUCCUGGCACAACUGACCGUGUUGGGAAGCCUCUCGAGAAGAGUGGGAUUACGAUCGAGGAGAAGCCAGAUUAUUUAAAUCCUAAGGAUUCAAGUACAGCUGAUUUUGAUGAGAAACUAGCUGCUGGUGCGUGCGGUAAUGAUCUGUUAAAUGAUCAAAAAGACACAGUAAGACCGAAAAAAAGUUCUACAACUGCUAGCAGAGCAACGACAACUGUUGAAGAACACAACCAAACGGGAAGAUCUUCGGUCGAAACACCAUCAAAGUCUAGAAAGAUUAAAGGAAGACAACGCGAUAUACCUGCAAGUUCUUCUGACGAUAAAGGCGGAGGUGCUCCUGCAGCUGAUGCCUCCUCAAUAAAAUCUGUUGGUGCCACCACCCCAUCUUCAGCUGCUGCUACAAGCAGAACUGUGGCAGUGAACAAGGAAGUUGAAAAUGGGACAAAAAAGCUAGGUUCUUCUUUGGGAAGUGGAGGACAUACCACUCAUCAAACUCAAGGAAAUGGUGGCCCACAUCCUCCUAAAAGACCAGGUCAUGGCACAAAAGGCCACCCUAUAGCAUUGAGGGCAAACUUCUUUCGCCUCAAUAUUUCACCAGAGCUGUCAGACCUGUAUCAUUACGAUGUUAAAAUAACUCCAGACAAAUGUCCCAGAAGUGAUAAGAGAGAUGUUGUUAACAAAAUCAUAGAGGAAUACAAACAUACUACAUUUCAAGGCCACCAUCCUGCUUUUGAUGGUGCAAAGAACUUGUACAGCAGGAUCAAGCUGCCUGUUCCUGCUGAACUUGUUGUUAAAUUACCAGGCAAGGAUGGAGGUAAAGAGAGGAAUUUCAAGGUUAAAAUUCAGUUUGCUGCUGCAGUGAGUCUUUUGGAACUUAACAAGUUUUUAAGUGGAAAACAAAAUGGCAAAAUACCUCAGGAUGCAGUACAGGCAUUGGACAUUGUGGUGCGACAGAUGCCAUCAGUGUAUUACACCCCUGUUGGAAGAUCAUUCUUUCCACUUGAUGGUCGAAGAAGCCCCUUGGGUGCAGGAUGUGAAGUGAAAUUUGGUUUUUAUUCAAGUAUUCGGCAUUCUGAGUGGAAGGCAAUGCUGGUGAACAUUGAUGUCUCUGCGAAAGGAUUUGACAAGGAACAAGCUUUUGUUCCUGAUUUCUUGUGUGAAACCCUUGGUGUGAGAGCCCAUAACAUUGAAGAUCGCAGUUUUCAACCUGCCAGUUGGAAGCUUGAGAAAGCCAUACGUGGAAUACGUAUACAAACCACUCAUGCUGCCCCCAUUAAGAGGAAGUACACAGUUUGGGGUUUCUCUGGAGAAUCAGCCGAAAGGAUGCAGUUUGAUGUUACAGAUGAGGGAACAGGUCGCACAUACAAAACAACUAUUGCAGAGUAUUUCAGGGAUAGAUACGGUUUGACUUUAAGGUAUCCUCACCUACCAUGCUUAAAAGUUGGACAGAAAAAAGACAGAUAUCUGCCAAUGGAGGUCUGCACUAUUCUUCCUAGUCCAAGAAAAUAUUUAUCAGAACAACAGACUGCAAACAUGAUUAAAAGCACUGCUCGCCCUGCGCCUGAGCGACAGAGUAACAUUCAACACUGGGCCCAAAGAGUUACUCAAGCAAGUGGCAAAUACUUAAGAGAUGAGUUCCAUACUUCAAUCAGCACAGAGAUGGUUAAGGUAGAAGGACGUGUACUUCCAGCACCCACAAUCAACCUUGGACCACAGGAUCGGCCAUUGGUUCCUCUUCGUGGUUCAUGGGAUAUGCGCGACAAAUCGCUGCAUCAGGGAGCCCGGAUUAAUAAGUGGGCAUUGGCUUGUUUUGAUGGCAGAUGUCAUAAAGACCAGCUGGAAAAUUUUUCUAAGCACAUGGCCGAUGUAUCCAGUCGGCAGGGUUUGAGGAUGUCAGAGCAGCCAGUUGUUGUGGCAUACGCCAGGAGCGCCAGAGAUGUAGAGAGCUUGUUUUCUAAGUGGGUAGUAGAAAUUCCAGAACUUCAACUGAUCAUGGCUGUUCUGCCCGAGAGAGACAAACAAAUCUAUCCAGAGUUAAAACGUGUUGGCGACAAUGUUAUUGGGAUUCCAACGCAGUGUGUACAAUCAAAGCAUGUACACCGUAUCAACCUUCAGGUUUGCGCCAAUAUCGGGUUGAAGAUCAACUCAAAACUUGGAGGAAUCAAUCAUGAUAUAGAUCCGGGAGUAAAGUCGCCUGUUUUCCGAGAACCUGUUAUUAUCUUUGGCGCCGAUGUCACCCACCCCUCUCCAACUGAAAAUGGAAUUCCUUCCAUUGCUGCUGUUGUGGCAAGUAUGGAUAUCAAUGCCACAAAGUACUGUGCUCGGGUGCGAGCACAGAACCAUGAGAAUGGAAAAGCUGCUCAAGAAAUAAUUAAUGACUUGGCGGCGAUGGUGAAAGAGCUUCUUAUUGAGUUUUACAAGGCCAGUGGGAAGCUUAAGCCUACAAAGAUCAUCUUCUACCGGGAUGGAGUCAGCGAGGGUCAAUUUGACCAAGUACUUGUUCAUGAAGUGCGGGCUGUGCAACAGGCCUGCAUGGAUCUUGAAAAAGAUUAUCGCCCUAGAAUCACUUUUGUGGUGGUUCAGAAGCGCCAUCAUACGAGAUUGUUCUGUGAAAACCAACGAGAUGAAGUUGGAAAAGCAGGAAAUGUUCCUCCUGGUACAAUAGUGGACAGCGGUAUCACGCAUCCUUACGAGUUCGACUUUUAUCUCUGCAGUCAUUAUGGAAUCCAGGGAACAAGCCGACCCACACACUAUCACGUGUUAUAUGAUGAUAACUCAUUCACAGCAGACGGCCUUCAGCAGCUUACAUACCAACUGUGUCACGUGUACGCACGGUGCACACGUAGUGUUUCCAUGCCAGCCCCUACCUAUUAUGCACACUUGGUGGCUUUCAGAGCCAGAUACCACGUGACUGGAAAGGAAGGAAGUGUGGACCUGGAGAAGUCCGCAAAAGCCAUCGAGGUUAAUGCUAAGAUGAAAGGAGCCAUGUACUUUACUUAAAGAAGCACCAAGAAUAUGCCGUGUAUUGAAACAGUGUAACUGAUCUUCCAUGUUCAGAAUGGUGCCGGAGGGGGAAAAGCUCUUUUGUCUUGCGAUAAUUUUUUUCAAAAAACUUUAAUUAACAAUUGGUUCAUGCUUUACCGUGCACUAUCGAGUUAUGGAACACAUGGGAACUUUGGAGAGCACGAGAGAAGCGUAAGAGUUGCCCAAGGCAAUAGCCAAGGGCACUCUAGCUUUUUGGGUGCUCUCCAAACUUCUCACGUGCACCAUGUCUCGACAGUACACAGCUAAAAGCAUGAACCAAUUGUUUUAUAACAUAACCGCUGGAAUUGUGCAUCAAAUCCAACGCGAAAAACGGACAACAAUACCAGAAGUGAUUGUACGCGGUAAGCGAAAUAUUAAGCAAAAUAGGAAUUGGUUUAAUUUUCUGUUGAAAGUUUGAGUUUAAGAACUCUAGCCCAAGGGAAAAGU